UGUGUUUUCUCGUGUCCAUCAUCUGUCCACCCAUCCAGAGGGUCUCGCUGUGCCAGCCAGCUGGGCGGGAGGGACCCCGAGAGGAAGACACUGCCGAGGUGGAGGCUCUGAGGAUAAGGUGCUUGUGACCAGGGCCUGCCUGGGAGUAGGGGGCUAAGUUCAGGGCCCGGGUUACCAGCCCAGCCUGCAACAGAGAUCCCACUGCAAGGGUCUUGGUGCCCAGUGUGUUUCUUGUUUCCUUGUGCACAUUAUUCCUUGUGCCGUGUCUAGAUGGUUCAGUCUAUCUGCAACACAUCCUGGCCUCCGUGACCCAGGCAGAGGACAGGUCCUCAUACCCAUGCCCAUACCUGUACCUCACACCCAGGAGCCAGACCUGAGCUGGGAAGCUCCUCCUCCCCCUCCUCCCCUCUCCCCCAGCCUCCUUGCUGCUCCCCACACACCUGGGUAUCCUAGAGGACCUGGCACAGGCUCGUGGGGGUCCUGACACCUUCCCUCAGACCUGCUAGAAUGCACGUCGGCCCCCAGCAGAACCCGCAGUGUAGGAGAAGGCAGAGGGUUAGGGAAAGGAAGGCUGGGGAGGGAGAAUGGGAAGCUGGGCCAGGAAUUCCUGCAUAAGUUCUGGAUCCUCUUGGCCAAGGCUGACCAGGGUGACCCCUUCUGGGCUGGACAAUGGUCCUUCCCGCGGGAGCUCCCAGCAACAGAGGGCGUGGGGUGCGAGUCAGCAGUGAGGUCACAGAGCCCCAUAGUACCCUCAGAAAGAGAACAAGAGGGAGGAUGGAUUUUGAUCAGAAGACUGUGAAAUUUCUGGCUAAUUUUUACAUCAAUGACGGCAAACACUGGAAGCAUGGCUCCUUGAGGCCGAGGCCCCCUCAUCCCUCGGAGCCCGAGGCUGAGGUGCUGUGGUGGGACGGGGAGCAGGAAGAGGGGUCUGCCAUGUGGCUUCUGAAGACCAAGAGGGGCCGGAGGGCCCCAGCCCGGCCCCAGCCGCCCCCCGCGUGCCAGCCCGUCUGCACCAAGACCCUGCCCAAGCUCCAAGUGUGCCCCCCGGAGGAGUGCUGGCGCAUCUGCCCCGGGACCCUGAAGGAGCUGCUGCUGGAGCAGCGGCCCCCGAUCCUGACCGACCUGGAUGUCCCCGGCCCCACCAAGUACGAGGUGCCCGAUGCGUCUGUGCGCGAGUCCUCCCCACAUCCCCGCUACACCUUCGGCCUCAAGUACCCCAGCCGAGAGGGCGGUGGCCGCAGGGCAUGGCAGACCUCCUGGCUCCAGAGCGAAAGCCCUUUCACUCAGAAGGCCGACUUCAAUAGAGAGCAAAAGUGGCCAUCGCCUGCCCAGUACAUGCCCAUCAGCUGGCCCGCCUUCCCGGCCUUCAGCUUUGGAGUCUCUGCCUCCAAGGCCCCUCAGGGCCACUCCCAUUCCGGGUGGACCCGGGCCAGGCGUUCCCGUGCCCAUCCCCCACUCCAGGAUCCUCCACAGCCCCCUGGGGAGAAGCGCCCCAGCCCCAACACCUACAACAUCCUGCCUGGAUUCCGCCUGCAGAGCCGGCGCUCUCCAGCCUUCUCCAUGAGCCGCUCACUGGGAAGUACUUCCUGGAUCCUGUCCUCCCGAACUCCUGGCCCUGGUACCUACUAUGUGGAGGACUGCCACAACUCCCGCUUCCCCUCUGCUCCAGGAGUGGUCAUCCAGGGUGUGCGCAGACCCAAGCGCCAUGACACAGGUCCCUUCUGUACACUCUAG
Perognathus longimembris pacificus (Pacific pocket mouse) is the source of this 1734-nucleotide messenger RNA. Its product is annotated as protein STPG3-like. NCBI's taxonomy places the organism in Eukaryota, Metazoa, Chordata, Mammalia, Rodentia, Heteromyidae. The record is from RefSeq and is a predicted model, not a curated record. The transcript is spliced from 6 exons. Bases 670 to 1734 code for a protein of 354 amino acids.